AUGUCUGGUCGUGGCAAAGGAGGUAAAGGUUUAGGUAAGGGUGGUGCUAAACGUCAUCGUAAAGUCCUUCGUGAUAAUAUCCAAGGUAUAACAAAACCAGCUAUUCGCCGUUUGGCACGUAGAGGUGGUGUGAAACGUAUUUCUGCGCUUAUUUAUGAAGAAGUUCGUGGUGUAUUAAAGACGUUCCUUGAAUGUGUUAUAAAGGAUGCCGUUACUUAUACCGAGUAUGCUAGGCGUAAGACUGUUACAGCUAUGGAUGUAGUUCAUGCCCUAAAGAGACAGGGGAAAACAUUAUAUGGUUUUGGUGGUUAA
Messenger RNA from Cryptosporidium muris RN66, 312 nucleotides. Its product is annotated as histone H4, putative. Gene Ontology annotation, cellular component: nucleosome. The coding region runs from base 1 to 312 and encodes 103 amino acids. The record is from RefSeq and is a predicted model, not a curated record. The transcript has a single exon. Gene Ontology annotation, biological process: nucleosome assembly. Gene Ontology annotation, molecular function: DNA binding; protein heterodimerization activity; structural constituent of chromatin. NCBI's taxonomy places the organism in Eukaryota, Apicomplexa, Conoidasida, Eucoccidiorida, Cryptosporidiidae.